CAAAGUACAAAGAGAUGUAUCCAAAAGGAGUAUUUAACAAUCAGCACCCGCAGGAAUUAAAAGAUUGUUUCAUUAUGAGUACUAAAGCUUUAGCAGACGAGAUAACAAACUGGCCAGAAGUGAAAAAAUACUCGGAAAAAAUUGCUAAACUCGCUGAUCACAUGUACCAAGUGGGAAUAGAUGCAGUCAAGCUGAAUGAAGAUGAAUUUAAUGUUAUUAAUCAUGGUGAUUUUUUCAUAAACAAUAUGUUGUUCAAAUAUAACGAUGAUGGCAAACCUAUUGAUCAUAUGUCAGUAAGUAUUAUCAUGUUAUCAUUAUAAAUGAAAUCAUAUGUU
Messenger RNA from Wasmannia auropunctata (little fire ant), 335 nucleotides. RefSeq lists its product as uncharacterized. The transcript is spliced from 2 exons. NCBI's taxonomy places the organism in Eukaryota, Metazoa, Arthropoda, Insecta, Hymenoptera, Formicidae. The record is from RefSeq and is a predicted model, not a curated record. The coding region runs from base 15 to 320 and encodes 101 amino acids.